GCACCUACGCCGCGCGCCCUAUGUAUGGGUGAUAUACUGCGGCGGCGGCAGCGGCGGCAGGGUGAGGGACGGCCAUAUUUGCCGGCGCGGCCCGAGCCGGCGACAACAAAAAAUGCGCGGGCUCCCGGCAGGCGCUCGGACAGGUGCGGGGACGUGGGUCCGCCCGGCCCGGGGCUCGGCCUCGGCGUCGCCCCCGCGCUCGCGGCCUGGCCCUGCUUUGCCCGGCGCGCCCGCCGCCCGCGGGGAUGUAGUACAAGCCGAACUUGACCGCGCACAUGCCCGCCGCCGCCCUCAACGCCGGCAGUGUCCACUCACCGUCUACUAGCAUGGCGACCUCCUCCCAAUAUCGCCAGCUGCUGAGUGACUAUGGGCCUCCAUCGCUACGCUACACCCAGGGAACUGGAAAUAGCCAGUUGCCUCAGAGUAAAUAUGCAGAGCUGCUGGCCAUCGUUGAAGAGUUGGGGAAAGAGAUCAGACCCACGUAUGCAGGGAGCAAGAGUGCCAUGGAGAGGAUAAAACGAGGCAUCAUUCAUGCCCGAAAGCCUGGUUCGGGAGUGCCUGGCUGAAACGGAACGUAAUGCCAGGUCCUAGCCUCUG
Messenger RNA from Mastomys coucha (southern multimammate mouse), 597 nucleotides. RefSeq names its product cyclin-dependent kinase 2-associated protein 1-like. The coding region runs from base 276 to 566 and encodes 96 amino acids. Gene Ontology annotation, cellular component: cytoplasm; nucleus. The record is from RefSeq and is a predicted model, not a curated record. The transcript has a single exon. Lineage: Eukaryota; Metazoa; Chordata; Mammalia; Rodentia; Muridae.